AUGUCUUUAGUUCAACAAGUAAGAUUUGGUAACACUGGUUUGAAGAUCUCUCCAAUUAUCAUUGGGUGCAUGACCUUUGGUAAAAAAGAGUGGUCCGAUUGGAUCGUCUCAGACAAAGAAGAAGUGUUCAGACUAUUGAAAUACUGUUACGACAAAGGUUUACGUACUUACGACACAGCUAACACUUAUUCUAAUGGUGUUAGUGAGCAAUUGUUGGGUGAAUUUUUGAAACGCUACAACAUCAGAAGAGAAACGGUCGUUAUUAUGUCGAAAUUGUUCUUCCCAGCGGACGAUUCCUUGCCAGAUUUCCAAUUGACGAAUGGUUUCAAAGAUGAGGAAGAGAAGCUACACUUGAUUAACCAGUUCGGUUUGAAUCGUAGAAAUGUCAUUGAAAGUGCUAAACAAUCCGUCGAGAGAUUAGGUACUUACAUGGACGUUUUACAAAUUCAUAGAUGUGACAGAGAAACUCCAUUCGAAGAAACUAUGAGAGCUUUGAAUGAUGUCGUCAAUGCUGGUUACACAAAAUACAUCGGUGCUUCUUUAAUGAGGGCUACUGAGUUUGCUGAAAUGCAAUUCAUUGCUGAAAAACAUGACUGGCACAAAUUUGUUAAUGUUCAAUCGUUACACAACUUAAUAUACCGUGAGGAUGAAAGAGAACUAAUCCCAUUCACAAAGAAGCAUGGUAUCGCUUUGACACCUUACUCACCAUUGCAAAAAGGUUAUCUAGCCAAGCCAUAUGGUACUAAGACUGUCAGAAAUACUACUGAUAAGCACAUGUUGAGAAUUAAAAUCGACAAUAUGAGGGACUCAGACAAAGAAAUCAUCAGUCGUGUCGAAAAAGUCUCUAAAGAUAAAAAGGUUUCCAUGGCUGAAGUGUCUUUAGCGUGGUUAAUUCAACAAGGUUGCAAUCCAAUUGUUGGUGUAAGUUCCACCGAAAGAGUUGAUGAAGCCAUUAGAGCUCUAGAUGUGAAAUUGACAGAAGAGGAGACCAAAUUCUUAGAAGAGCCAUACCAACCCCAACCUCAGUUACUUAUGUAG
This is a messenger RNA of Tetrapisispora phaffii CBS 4417, 1038 nucleotides long. RefSeq names its product aldo-keto reductase superfamily protein. The coding region runs from base 1 to 1038 and encodes 345 amino acids. The transcript has a single exon. The record is from RefSeq and is a predicted model, not a curated record. NCBI's taxonomy places the organism in Eukaryota, Fungi, Ascomycota, Saccharomycetes, Saccharomycetales, Saccharomycetaceae.